This is a messenger RNA of Aspergillus lentulus, 1551 nucleotides long. RefSeq lists its product as uncharacterized. Lineage: Eukaryota; Fungi; Ascomycota; Eurotiomycetes; Eurotiales; Aspergillaceae. The record is from RefSeq and is a predicted model, not a curated record.
AUGGACUCCCUUCCCACAGAGCUUCUGAGCAUAAUCCUUCAUCAUCUCAAUGACAAAAUUUGCCGCCUCAAUGAGGGAGCACAAGCACUAAAUGCGGGCAAGAAGCUACCGGAGAAAUGGCAGCCCGAAGGCCUCGCAAGGUAUACAGCUGUUUCACGCAGAUGGCAAGCGAUUCUUGAACCGAUGAUAUGGAAGAUGAUUGUCCUACUCGAACCAGACAGUCUGACAAGGCUGGAGAAGUACACCUCUGGCAAGCCACAUCGGAUGGCGAGAGUUAAAUGGGUAAGACAAAUUCUCUGGGAGCCAUAUAUUAGUUUUGAGCUCGCAGAGCGGAUCCGCGAAGCGAUGAAAAAUCAUCCCAUGGCGCUAGCUUGUGUUUUGGCAUACCAGUAUUACAGUUUAUACCGUCAGGCAUUCGCAGAUAUCUUCCGCGUCUUAAGCCGAUGGGAGUCAAUUUGCGACGAAUCGAUGAUUGAGCUGUCUCUUAUUGUGGAUCACUUAGUAUCUCUGGAGCUAUCCAUCCGAGAAUGGAAUUGGGAUUAUGAGGAUGCCACUGUUGAGGACCUCUGGCGGAUGGACUUGAUAGUCCACCUAGUGCAUCUCACGAAACAAGAUGCUUCAGCAUAUCCUAUACUACACAAUGUCAGGUCACUCAGUCUUGGGACUGCCAUGACCAACAUGCGACCUUCGGCGUUCUUUCAGCUUCUAAGCCGGUUGACAAAUGUUCGCUGUGUUUCAGCUGGAGAAAGUUUCUUCAUAGAACCAUUGGAACUCCGUGCCCUCCGCGAGGAAAGACAACUACUUGUCCAUUGUCUUCCCCUAGUCCCGCCUUCAGUCGAGGAGUUCGAGUACGAGAUUGCACCGCAACGAGAAAUGUCGUGGACGCCAGUUGAGGAUGCAGCCAAUUAUCUGUCGGCCAGAGGGCUGGAUGAGCUCUCCAUUGCCUUUCGAACACUCUCCAUGCGACUGAGAUUCCUUCAUCUGACAAAUGUACGGGUCAACAGUGAACUAUUUUGGGCAUCGCCUGAGGAAGAAGGAGUCAUCAUUGAUACACUCCACUGGCCGGUGCUUGAGGUCAUUACAAUAUUGUACACGCCCCCAUAUACAGCAGACGGGAAAUGGAUUCUGGAUGUUGAUCCCGAAAAAGAGCAAUUGAUGGAAAUGGAAGAUUUUGACGAUGGAUGGGAUUAUGAUGAAUUGGGAUUUGACGCACGGGGACUGGUUAGAAGUGACGAAGUAGACAAGCUCUACUCGGCAAUUGGCAAGGCUGCACAGAGAAUGCCACAGCUGAGAUAUCUUGAGUUCAGUCUUCGUGGUGAAAACGAAGACUGGGAAUGCUUGAUGUUCUCUCGGAACCUGGAGACCCGAGAGGCUCAUUUGAAAAUCAGCACCGAGUGGGAGUAUGAUCUCGGAGAGGAGGUCAUCACAGCCUGGGGCAUAGAGGGUGAAAAAGCCGAGGAAUUCCGGAGAAAGUGGUCGAUCGAAUUUGACCACUGGCCUCCUGCAGACACUGGCAUUCGGGGGAAGGAGAUCUCGGCACGUCCUAUGUGA